Thermochaetoides thermophila DSM 1495 is the source of this 2007-nucleotide messenger RNA. RefSeq lists its product as uncharacterized. Gene Ontology annotation, cellular component: cytoplasm; mitochondrion. NCBI's taxonomy places the organism in Eukaryota, Fungi, Ascomycota, Sordariomycetes, Sordariales, Chaetomiaceae. The transcript has a single exon. Gene Ontology annotation, molecular function: ATP hydrolysis activity; ATP binding. The coding region runs from base 1 to 2007 and encodes 668 amino acids. The record is from RefSeq and is a predicted model, not a curated record.
AUGAAGCGCGCAGCAACAACAUCCUCCCUAACCAUAACCGACCCCUUCAUCAAAUACACGACCCUCGUCGCCCAGGGAACCUACCUCCCUGACGCGGCCCAAUACCGCUUAGCCCACCACCUCCAAAAAGUCUACCUUCGCCUGAAAGACUACAAGCCCUCGCCCGAGUACCGCCGACGCUUGCGUCAACUGUCUCGUGCGCUCGACGCCCAUGAGGCCCACGUGCGGAACACGGCCAAUCUCGCCUCGGCGUCGCAUCCGAUAAGGAGGAAUCCGCUCUUUGCGAGGUUCUUUCAACAGGAUGAUGGGAACGGACAGGCAUUGGGGAGGGAGUCAUUGGCCCUGGCGAGGGUAUUGACGAGUCACCAGGCCGCGUUAGCGAUAGAUUCGCCCAAGGGGCUGUUCGUGUCUGGGGAGGUCGGCACGGGGAAGAGUAUGUUGCUUGAUCUCCUCGCCGACGGGUUACCUACACGACAUAAAAAGCGCUGGCACUUCAACACCUUCAUGCUGCACACUCUUUCCAAACUCGAGCACUACCGGCGGACGUAUGCUUCCCACGGCUCCGGCUCUGGCGCGGAGUACUCCCUCCUCUGGCUCGCGCGCGAGCUGGUCGAGACGUCCCCUAUCUUGUUCCUCGACGAAUUCCAGCUUCCCGACCGCGCAGCAAGCAAGAUCAUGAGCCACCUGUUCAUCGCAUUUUUCCAAUUAGGCGGCGUGCUGGUUGCCUCGUCGAACAGAAUGCCCGAGGAGUUGGAGAAGGCGACGGGGGGCGCAUUUGUCCCGCCUGCGACGGGGGGAUUGGUCGAGAGGGUGUUUGCUUUGGGCAGGAGACUCGCCGGAUGGGGGGAGCUGUAUGGGGCGAGUAGUGAUUUUGCUGCGUUCUUGGAGGUGUUGAGGGCCAGAUGCGAGUUUUGGCAUGUGGAGGGGACGAGGGAUUUUAGGAGGCGGGAGGAGGAGGUAGUGAACGUAGUGAGUGGAGGGGGUCAGUUUGAUUCUCUCGAUGGGGGCUCGCUCCUAACGGGCACGGCAGAACUCCCCUCGCAGAAUGAACCUCCCUCCGACACGGCGACUCAUCCUGCGAUGUACACCCUCACCAGCUCCCCCUCAGACACCUGGUCCUCUCUCGUCCUCGCGGCCGCCGGCGUCCCUCCCCCCUCCCACUCCCCCACCUCCUGGACCCCCGAUUCACACACUGUCUACGGCCGCUUGCUCCCCGUCCCCCACACACACAACGGCGUCGCGUACUUCCGCUUCCCCGACCUGGUCAGCACGCUCGGACCCGCAGAUUACAUCACCCUCGCCUGCAACUACCACACCUUCAUCAUCGAUGACGUGCCCGUGCUGCCGCUGUCCAUGAAGAACGAAGCAAGGCGGUUUAUUACCUUGUUGGAUGCCCUGUACGAGGCGAGGUGUAAGCUCUUAAUUCGGGCAGCCGCCGGACCAGACGAAAUAUUCUUUCCCGAGACGCGGCGCCCCCGCCCCUCACAAUCCCCCGACGGUACGAGCGAAGAAGGGGACGCCACCUACGCAGAAACCCUCUCCGAAGUUUACCAAGACCUGGUGUCCCCCUUCCGCCCCAACACCUCCUCCACCUACGUCCCCUCUGCCCCCGAACCCUCCCUCACUUCCCCCUCAACCACCCCCCAAAUCGACUUUCUGUCCUCGACGAAAACUUUCACCGGCGAAGACGAGCGCUUCGCCUACAAGCGUGCGACCUCCCGGCUGUGGGAGUUGUGUAGCAUCCGCUGGCAUGGGAAUCCCACAGAGCAGUGGUGGAUGCCAUUGCCAACAGAGGCAAGGCAUUGGGAAGGCGGGGAGGUGAGUAGGCCGCUACAGGAUGCUAAGGAUGUGAUGGUUAGGGCCGCGGGGAAGGGGGAGGGGUUCGUGGGGGAACGCGUGUUGGAGGGCCCGAUGGGGUUGAGUAAGUACGUUGUAGAGAGGCUUAAGAAGGAGGAGGUUGAGCAGGUGGGGGAGGAGGGAAGUUGUGAUAAAGAGGAGGGGAGGUAA